AUGGGCUUCACCACGGGUUUUACCGGCGGUGUCGCCCUUACCCUCUCGGUGGCCUACCUCUCCGUCCUGACGCACCAGCGCAACCGCGAACAGCAAGGUGCCGCCCUCCGUGCGCAAGCGUUGGCCCUCCAGUCUCUCGUGGACCCAAUCCCCCAACCGCUGCCGCCGACGAGGUCAGAGGUGGCCGCGGAGCAGCGCGCGCACACGGUCGAGGUCGCCAAGGAUCGCUGGAAUCACGAGAUCGAGAACGCAGUGCACUGGGCGCAGAACACAGACUGGGACGGCGUGAGGGAGCGCAUCGAGAAGGAAUCUACGAGGUUAUGGACCAAGCUGACGGGGGAGACGCCGGCUGAGGAGGUCGAAUGGGUCAAGGAGACGGCCAAGGUCAAGGCGGCCGAUGUCACGGGCGGCGUGGCCGAUGCGGCGAGAGCGGCAUACAGCAAUGCCAAGGCCAAGGGGCUGAGCGUGGAAGAGGCGGCGGAGAACAAGGCGCUCGAGGCGCGACUUAGGUUUGACAAGACGGCGACCAAGGUCGAGUGGGCGGCCGAGGACAAGGCUGUCGAGGCCCGGGGCGCGUUGGCAUCGGCGUGGGAGAGCGGCAAGGACAAGGCCACGGAGCUUGCUGACAAGGCAAAGGCAGCCGUCGGUGCCGCCGAGGACAAGAUGGAGCCUACAGCUGACGGCAAGAUCGUGCCUGGGACCACAGCCGUGGAAAAGGCGCUGCAUGAGCGGUACUUGCGACCAGAGGCCAAGGUGAACAAGACGGUCUCGGAGGCGUUGAGCGAGAGGUACAUUGCACUGAGCGAGAGGGACAAUACGGUGCUCAGGGGCGUUUGA
Messenger RNA from Emericellopsis cladophorae, 837 nucleotides. RefSeq lists its product as uncharacterized. The record is from RefSeq and is a predicted model, not a curated record. Gene Ontology annotation, biological process: cristae formation. NCBI's taxonomy places the organism in Eukaryota, Fungi, Ascomycota, Sordariomycetes, Hypocreales, Bionectriaceae. The coding region runs from base 1 to 837 and encodes 278 amino acids. The transcript has 2 exons. Gene Ontology annotation, cellular component: MICOS complex; mitochondrial crista junction.